AUGCCAAGCCCGCUCUACGAAGCGCAAGCAGGAUCCUUCGUUUCUGCGCACUCUGCCUCCUCGCCUGCCAUCUCAGCCGCUGGACAAUCCGACCCUUUGCAUCACGAAAGCUUGCUUCGAGGGGAAGCCCCCUCUGCCGCUUCUGCCACAAACGGGAGAGCCGAUCGGGAAGGCGUGGCGUCUGGCACCAUUGGCUCCGCUCAUGAUUCACACCACGGAAUCUCAGAAGUCCUCGCAAACCCCCCCGUCUCUGCUUCAGCUCCACAACCAGCGAAUCCACCCUUAUCAGUCCAACAGCACCCCGUAAAUGCAACCUCUUCAGCGACGCUCGCUUUAUCGCAUCAAGCGGCGAGCGAAUCAGCGGUGGCCUCCUCCAGCAAAGCUGAGCAAAUAGGCCAGGGUGGGAGCGCUGAUCCGCGUCCCGCGUCUACACCCAUCGCAACCCCUCCUCCGCCCGCAAGCAAGUCAGCACGGAGCGCUACCAUCGCGCCAGCAACUUUCGAAGACUUGCUGGCGCUGGACCACCAAUCGGUUCUGAAGCCUGACUACUCCACCCCGUUCAAGUCUGCUCAAGACAUUGUCCGCCGUCUCUUGCCUUAUCACGUGUAUGACGUGCCCAACGAGGAUCUGACUUGGUCUCUGUCGCUGUCUGCCAAUCGCAAAGGCAAGGGAAAAGCUGACAGCAAUGCUGCAGGUGCUUCCAGCGAUGCCAGCUCGGCCGAUAGCGUCAAGCGGCGGAGGCUAGAGGGUACUCAGACAUCCUCCUUAGCACAGCUAGCAGCGGCAGCUACAAACCCUUACAACUACUUCGAUGACGACGACAUUCUGUCCAUCCAUCGUAGAGCAACAGCUAUACGCAAGCGAGCUUUGCGGCUGAAUGUUACGCUGACUGGAGGCAAGGAGAAAGCGGCAUGGGCGCGCGAGAGUGUUUAUCAGCUUACCAGAGCGGCACACGUACGGGAGACAGAACAGUACACUGAGGAGCAAGACGGCCUACGUGCGUUGAGGGACGAAGCUGCGCGGGAAGGCGGCUACGAAGUACGAGAGGUGGACAGAGCCGUCUCGAAUGCCAAAAGGCAGUGGGAGCGAGAUGCUGCGAAAGAGAGUCGCAGAAAGAGGUUGGCUGCGUUGAAUCUGCCACAGGACGACGAGACGAUGAACCCUGAUGCGCUCGUCAGAAGCAAGAGCCAAGGCGCACGAGACGAAGACGAGGAGGAAGAUUCGGCACCUGCAACUCGCUUGCCCCUUGCGCAACCUCGCCCCGCAGGAGAGGGAAACGUUCGAGCGAGCGCAGAAAGGUCCGCUCUUUCAGUAGCAGCUCCAGCGACGCCAGAACGCAACGGCAGUAUCGAUGGCCCAAAGGCGGUGGAUCCGAGGUCCAUUUUGGCAUCACCUCACGUAGGUAGUGGUCAGCAGACCCCCACUCCUGCAAGCUCGCCGAUGAAGCGCCCUGUGGGUCGACCUCCUGGGCCAGGCAAAGCGGUUAAGGCUAAGGCUGCCAUGAGCUCUGUUGGUGGUGGCAAUCCCAAUAGUCCAGCCCCACAGUUGCGUCCCCAGCCGCAGCUGCAGACGAAGCCGGUCCAGCCUGUGCAUGCGCCGUUGGUCGCCUCACCAACAGCCGCACCAUCAAUGGGUGCAGUCAGACCUCCGAUGCCUGUUGUCCCAUCCGCAUCGCCUCCCGUCAGACCGCCGGCUCUACCUACCCAGCCGAUCGCGGUACUGCUGCCCCUUUCCUCCAUCAACCACCUCGCUAGGCUGCAAAUCUACCCGACGCCGGCGCCCCAUUUGCAGCCCGCCAUUGUUGCGUACAGAGCAGCUCAGGCCAAUCUCUCGCUAGGGACGAUGAAUGCUGCUGCUCCGGCCAUUACAUCGGCGCAGACGUCACCACGUCCUUCACCCGCUACUCAGGAAGAUCUGGCUCUCUUGAUGGGUGUCACUGAAGCCGCACAACCUCCUCAUGAGCUCAUGCUGAACCUUAGUGUCCUUUUGACGAGGUUGUCUCCUCCCCAACUGCAGGGUCUGGCAGCCCUGAUGCAAGCGCAGAGCAAGCGUCAACAAGAGCAGCAGGCCAAGCUGCAGAAUCAAGUUGGCGCCUCAGGCACCACAGGCUCCAAUGGCACCUCGCCAGCGCAUGGCGCCGGUGCAGCUCAGCCCAGCUCAGGCGGUUUCAAGCCUCCGCAGACUCGUCCACCUUCGGAUCCCUUGGCAGCUGCAGCCGCAGUCAGCAAUCUAGCUGCUUCCUCAGCUGCCUUCGCGGCUCAAAAGCAAGCGAUGUCAGCAUCUCCUUCCAACUCGUCAUCAACGCCGGCGACGAAUCCUAUGCGUGGGUCCGACAAUCCUCCUGUAACCAAAGAGCCGCCGAGGUGA
Messenger RNA from Ceraceosorus guamensis, 2367 nucleotides. RefSeq lists its product as hypothetical. Bases 1 to 2367 code for a protein of 788 amino acids. The transcript has a single exon. The record is from RefSeq and is a predicted model, not a curated record. Lineage: Eukaryota; Fungi; Basidiomycota; Exobasidiomycetes; Ceraceosorales; Ceraceosoraceae.